AUGGACCACCACGAAAUAUCGGCAGUCCAUACUGUCCUGCAUCUGAUAUAUCAUCGCAAUAAGAAUCAACACCAGAGGGCUAAAUGGUGGAAAUGGCUGUCAACUUUAAAGCGUACCACAUUGGAUCUCGGAUCCUUGGACUCGGCCGCAGUCGAGCGCUACCAGCAGCAUCUCGCCAUGCAUCUAAUACCCCGAUGUUCAUCUCUAGACCUGAAGGAGACAGGUAUUGACCCGAACAGAGCAUUUUCCACGGUGGUCGCUGAGAACCAAUUCGCGACACUAGGGAUCGCGCUUCUGGCCGCUUUGGCACGUCUGGCCAAGGCCACUGGGGCCGAUCGGAAGCUCAAAUCGCGAGCUCGGCUGACAAGCAAGAAAGCGACUGCUCCGAUCCCGGUCGAGGACCGGGGAGAGCGUAUUCGUCGCGAUGAUGCGCUGCCUGAACCGAGUCAGCCCUCCAGGACGAAGUCUGUGAAGAAGAAGGCUGCCAAGCCCAAGACCACCAAACGCAAGAAAGAUGCCAUUGAUGAUCUUUUCAGUGGUCUCUUUUAA
Molecule: messenger RNA, 549 nt
Organism: Penicillium longicatenatum
Lineage: Eukaryota; Fungi; Ascomycota; Eurotiomycetes; Eurotiales; Aspergillaceae
Exons: 2
Coding region: 1-549 (182 amino acids)
Biological process (GO): nuclear-transcribed mRNA catabolic process, RNase MRP-dependent; maturation of 5.8S rRNA from tricistronic rRNA transcript (SSU-rRNA, 5.8S rRNA, LSU-rRNA)
Cellular component (GO): ribonuclease MRP complex
Molecular function (GO): rRNA primary transcript binding
Source: RefSeq, a predicted model, not a curated record